Messenger RNA from Sitodiplosis mosellana (orange wheat blossom midge), 8477 nucleotides. Its product is annotated as POU domain protein CF1A-like. Gene Ontology annotation, cellular component: nucleus. The transcript has a single exon. The record is from RefSeq and is a predicted model, not a curated record. Gene Ontology annotation, biological process: regulation of transcription by RNA polymerase II; brain development. NCBI's taxonomy places the organism in Eukaryota, Metazoa, Arthropoda, Insecta, Diptera, Cecidomyiidae. Gene Ontology annotation, molecular function: RNA polymerase II cis-regulatory region sequence-specific DNA binding; DNA-binding transcription factor activity, RNA polymerase II-specific. The coding region runs from base 1768 to 2973 and encodes 401 amino acids.
GAAGAAAAUAUAGAAUAUUGAGUAGACGGCACAGAGCGAGUAGUUCAUUAUUGUCAGUUGACUUCGAUACCUCGUUGAGUCUGCACGUGAACACGUUUUAGUGCGUUCGAAAAAAUAUAUAAAAAUAUUUCCUCAUUUUUAUACACAUAUGUACACAUGUAACACCAUACAACACAGUUCACAGAAUUUUUAUUUUCGAUUCAAUGAUAUUAGAAUUAUCUGAAGAAAAGAAUUCGAGUUCUAGCUUCGAUGUAAAAAACGCAGAAUAUUUAUCAAUCGGUUAUCAAUCAGAAGACAAAAAAAAAAUUUAUAAUUUUUUUGCGUGUGCAGUUUUCAAAUUCAGUUGUGUACGAUCGAUCGCAAAUCAACGAAUUGUUGAAGUAAAGUUUUGAAAAAAAAAGAAAAAAAAACGCGAAUCAACAAGACAAUCUAAAGACUUUGCAUUUCGAUGAUACAUUACAGCACAUACACACACACUGUGCAAGUGAAAACGCAAAAACUUAAAUCGACAUUCAUUCAGGUGCUGAGUGACAAUCAGUGCGAGUGAUGCGACGCUUCAAAUAGAAAAAAGAGCAAAAAACAUCAGUAUUUUUCUGACAAAGAAAAUCCGAAAAUUGUGCGAAUGUUAAAGGACAACGAACAACAUUGAGUCUUAAAUUCCAGCACAAUAGCACAACGGCGGCGAGUACCUGAUACAAAAAUUAAAAAAAAAAAAACAAAACAAGAACAUAAAAAACACACAAUUAGUUUUGAUCGCUCAUUAUCAAAUAAACCACCAACGCCAUAAAAUAAAAGCGAAACAAUUUUUGCUCAAAUUUGUGACCUUUGAAUCGAAUUAUAAAAAGAACCAAGCGAUUUUGCGAUUUAUCAUUUUUUAUCAACAACCCAAAAAAGAGAGAAAUAAAACGCUAGAGACGAAGAAACUGCUCAAACUUAAGUGAUUCUCAAGCACUCUAUAAGUGACAGUAUAUGUAUAGUGUGUUUAUGUGUUUGUGUUUACCUGCUCGAUGGAUUAUCAUCUAAAGUUAAAUUGAUACAACGUUUCUCGCAUUGCAUCCCAACACAAAACGAAAUAAGAAAAAGCAAAAAAAAACAACCCGAAACAAAUUUAUCUAAAAAAAAAGGAUUGCGUGAAAAACUGUGUGACAAACAAAAGAAAGACAAACAAAUCAAUAAUCGAAUAGAUUUUCUUCGUAUUAAUUUUUUUUCUUCGAUAAAUUUCAUGCGACGACUUUGAUUUUAUUUAUUUGACUGAAAUCGUAUUGUGUUUGACACAGCCCAUAAAUUAAGAGCAGAACAAUAGCACGGUACUCUUGAAUGAACGACAAAUAUUCUUGACGACCACAGAGAAGAAGACAAAACAGAAGAGAAGAAAAUACACAACAACCACCACCAGUCAUAUAACACGAAGAGCACGCAGUUGGUUCAAUUGUCGAUUUGAACUGGUUGCUACGAUAAUUUCAAAUUAAACGGUUCCAUAAGUUGUUGUUUUUUUUUAUUUUCGAGUGUGCAUUCGGUUCAGUUACUGUUCACGUUUCAAUAGACCGAAAAAAGAGUCAAAGUGCGAAUUAGAGAGCCAAUCAAAUCACGGGCACAAACGGAACGAAACGAAGCACGAGAAGAGCAAGAGAAAAAAAAAGAGAAUAAGCGAUCGGAAGCGAAGAGUAGAAGCAGAGGGCAAUUCGUCUUGAGUUCGAAUUGUAGUGUGAUAUGUGUAAAAGUUUUCAUCUGUAAAAACUGGAAAAUUUUGGAGAAUAUUCUCCAAAAAUGGCCACAACAUAUAUGACUUCAUCUGGCGAGUUGGACAUGGCUCUGGGCGCUGCAUAUCACACACCAUCGCCUCGAAGCGGCACCGAUGCAGGCGAAAUGAAAUAUUUGCAUCAUCAUCAUCCAAAUCAUACGGCACAUCAUCAUCAUGUACCAUCCAGCCCAAGCCCGAACACGGGCGGCGCACUCACCAGCAGCUUGAGCUCGAAUCCAUGGUCAUCGUUGCAUCCAAAUGAUCCAUGGGGCUUGCAAUCGCAUCAUGGCCACCAUCAUCCCGCUGAUGUGAAACCAGAAAUGUCACAUUUAGCGCAACAAAGUAGAGUACAACAGGGAAUGGCAUCGCCACAUGGUUGGCAUGCACCAGUACAUGCCGCCUCGCAUUAUGCACCAACCGGCGGCUCACCGCUUCAAUAUCACCCGGCUAUGAAUGGUAUGCUACAUCACACAGGACAUCCGCAUCAUCAAAGUGUCGCCCCACUGCACCAUGCGCUGCGAGAAUCGCCACAAUUACAUUUGCAUCCUCAUCACUUGCAGGGCGAUCGCGACGUUAGCGCCGGUGAAGAGGACACACCAACAUCCGACGAUUUAGAAGCAUUCGCAAAACAAUUCAAACAGCGACGAAUUAAAUUAGGUUUUACACAGGCCGACGUCGGUUUAGCGCUAGGUACACUUUAUGGAAAUGUCUUUUCACAAACAACGAUAUGCCGUUUCGAGGCUUUACAGUUAAGUUUUAAAAAUAUGUGCAAAUUGAAGCCACUGCUGCAAAAGUGGCUGGAAGAGGCUGACUCAACGACCGGCUCACCAACUAGCAUCGAUAAAAUAGCGGCACAGGGGCGAAAGCGCAAAAAGCGUACGAGCAUUGAGGUGUCGGUAAAAGGUGCAUUAGAACAGCAUUUCCAUAAACAACCAAAACCGUCGGCACAGGAGAUUACGUCGCUGGCCGAUUCGCUGCAGCUGGAAAAGGAAGUGGUGCGCGUAUGGUUCUGCAAUCGACGGCAAAAAGAGAAACGAAUGACACCUCCGAAUACAAUAGGCGGUGAUAUGAUGGACGGUAUGCCACCGUCGCAUAUGCAUCCACACGGUGGCUACCAUCAUCACGAUUUACACGGAAGUCCAAUGGGAACACAUAGCCAUUCACAUAGCCCCCCAAUGCUUAGUCCACAAAAUAUGCAAAAUCCAAAUGCUCAUCAGCUGACGGCUCACUAGCAAUCAGAGAUCCAGGAGUCCAUGUCGUCUGCCCAGUAUGCUAGUGGAUCGAGCCCAUCGAAAAUGUUACCAACAUCACAAAUGGCCAUGUACAUCGAUCAUCAACGCUAUCAACAACACCAUCAGCAGCAGCAACAACUUCAUGCCAGAAGAUUGUUUCAAGAGUGGACCCUGCAAUUUGGCAAUUAGAAAUUUCGUUUUUUUCGUGUCAAUUCUCUGUUUAUUUUGCCCUUUUAUUUGGCCGAAAUGCAGCGGCAGCAGCAGGAGCGGCGGCGGCGACGGCGGCCAAUCCGAUGUUGCCAUUCAUUGGAUUUGCCGCAUUUCGGUCACAACGAACUAUUUCGCCUGAAUCGCAAUCGAAUCACAAUUUCCGGCGGUUCCUCACUUCGUUCAACGAGAUGCGUUUUCUUCAUCAUUUUCACAUUCUCAACACAGCAACAACAACACCAUCAGCAGCAGCAGCAGCAACAGCAACAAUCCCGAACAAAAGGGCAACCAAAACGAAGCAAACUAAUUAUACGAUUCGUAAUAACUAAAAACAAGUAAAAAACAACAACAACAAAUAAACAGACAAGUGAUGUUUCAAAAUAACCAAGAUGCAUAAUAAUAAAAUUGAAUUGCAAAGGAGAGAAGAGAAAAAAAAGUAACAAAUAUAUGUAUGUCCUAAGAAUAUGUAUAUACAAAUUCCUAAGAUUUAGACAAAUAUAUAAUGAUCUUCGUCUAUAAUUUUUCCAUAGACGAUUUUAAAUUAAUAUGUAACAAAUAAACAAACAAAAUGAAAGAUGAAGAGAAAUCACGAAUCAAGCAACAAAAAAAAGUUCUAGUGACAAAACACACGACUAAAAGCCGACUCAAUACAUAGCAACAAUAAAACCAAGUUUUUUUCUUUCGUUUUGAAAAUCGAGCUCCUUCAUGCGACAACAAUUUAAACAAAACUACACCAAUAUGCAGAAAACAUGGCGCAAAAUUUCCAAUGGAAUCGAUACACGAUGCAAAAAUGAAACAAACAAAAAAACACCGAAACGAAACAAAGAAAACAAAAUUCAUGUGAAAAAAAAACCAUGCAAAAUCUUAAUCAUAAUAAAUUUGAACCUCCCAUCUGAAACCGCGUAUUCAGGCGAGGUGAAGCAAACAGAAAAAAACACACACAGAGAAAUAUUUAUCGAAAAUGUUCAAAAAAAAAGUACGAAAUAACGUCAUUUUUUGUAUUUUAUGUAAGUAAUUUUUAAACUUUUAUUACACAUCUUACUUACACAUAAAAAUAAUAUAUAUUAUUAUCUAGUAAUAUGUUAAUGUGGCUUAAAUUUAAAAUGACACACAUACAAAAUUGAAACCAAUUUAAAAAAAAAAAAAGAAUGAAAAAGAAAAUCAGACCGAGAUGCAGAAUGCUAACGUUUGUUUUAGUAAGAACAGUAAAGUUGAAGUCUAAAAAUGAUAAUCAAUCAAAUAAAAAAAUCAAGACGAAAAAAUUUUAUGUAAAGAAGAAAAUCGAAUAAUUAUUUUUUAGUUUGGACGCAAUUUCUUGUUUUGGGAAAAUUUAGUUUUGAAUUGGAUAAAUAAAAAAUUUAUUGUUUUUUUUUGGUGUUUUGACGCAUAGUUAAAUUUAGCCAAGGAAAGAAAGAAAAAUAAAUGACGAAAAAAACAUACAGAUGGUUUUCCGUUGCUUUCAUUUCGUAUAUGAAUUCAUUCAGUUUUGCACAAUAACAACAACAACAAUAGAAAAUUAACACUUUUCCGAUUCCUGUAUCUCUUUCGUUCGCUUCUUAAUUAUUAUUUUUUCUGGAUUUCUCGUGUUUAGGCUUGUGUUCAUUUGUUUUUCUCAUAUACUCUUUUUUCGUUGGUAUCUGUUUUUAAAUUGUGUAUUGUAUUGUUUUGUUUAUAUUCUCCGAGAAAAUGGCCAAUUUUCAAAGCCGAAAAUAAUGUGUAAGCCCGAAAAUUCCAUGGGAAUUUUUCGCCAAUAACCGGGUGGGCAUUUGAAAUGAAGCCAAUUAUUGGAAAGAAGUAAAGUAACAGAGAAAAAUGUGAAAAAUUAUAUACGAUUUUUGCUUGUAAAUAAUGACCAUCACUUGGGUACAUAGCUUAGCAUGAGACAGAGUGCGAAACACAUACCAUUUAUACAUAUUGAAAUUUUACUUGAAAAUGUGUGUGCGUGUGUUGGCAAGGACAAUUGGAAAGCAAACAGAAUUAGACGAAGAACCGAUCGAUAAUUGGGAAUCAAAUCAAUUGCAUUCUUUUUGUUUCACAUUCUACGUUAGGCAUUUGAAUCAUUUUACAAAGCGCGAAUCACCCGCAUUUUUUUCGGGGCUAUAGUCGAGAUCGAAUUUUGUGAGCUAUGCUUUUAUCUAAUUUGUAAGAGUAACUGAGUUUCAAAGCAAAUGCAAUCACGAUGUGCAAAAAAAAUGCAAAGAUUUCUUUUCUUUAUGUUUAUUUUAGUUCAAAUACACUUGAUUUUGUAAACGUGAAACUAUUUGUUCAGUGGACGAUACAGACAACAACAGAAUGAAAUAAAUAAACGUUUUAGAAAGCCCACGGUGGACUGAUAUAAUUGCUAGUUGUUAUAAUUUCUUUUCUCUUUUUUCCUAUGUAGUCAGUCCCAUUGACGAUGACUUUGAUGAAAAGUGAACAUAAUGCUUUUUGCUCUUUCUUUUCCUCCGUUCGUUUUAUUCACGUAUCUGUGUCAAAAAAAAAGAAGAGAAAAAACGGUAGACAGCGUUAAUAUUUAUUGAACCACAUUUAUUUAGAAGAAAAAAAUGAUCGGUGUGCGAUGACAAGCUACAAAUAUUUGCUCAAAAAAUACAUUUGUUUUUGAUAAUUUGUUGUAAUGAAGAGGGAACACGACUGACACGAUCCUUAAUUGUCAUAUGCUCAGUGUUAGUUUUUGAACGAAAGAAAGACACACAAAUGCAAAAAGGAUCGCAAUAUUACUACUUAACAAGGUAACCCCAUUACUCAAACUGCAUCUCAACAAAUAGUCAGUCCAAAUGCAAUGCCCACAUACAUAAAUGAUUCUGGUGAACCACUCAAAAAAUUCGAGACCAACAGAUAUACGCACAGACAUAAAACGGGAAUUUCUCUUUCGUUUGCCUCAUUGCACGUUUCUUGGUUGCGUUGUUGCAUUUAAUCAUCCUUCUCAGUCUCAUUGUUCCUUCCAGCGCAAAAUUCAGCCCAGUCAGUGUUAAAAAUGAAAUCAAUGUGCAUUGUAUUGCAGAAACGACGUUGAAAGAGGAAAAAAGAAGGAAAAAACCUUGCAGUUAUAAAAUAGGGAUGCUGGAUGGAAAAACCAACCGGGUUUCAACCGAAAAUGCAUGCACGGCUGUGUGUUGUGUUGACGACUACGAUGCAGAAGAGAAGAAAAAUAAAAUAAAAUAAAAAUACAACACACAAGUCAAAUCCAUGCAAUAAAUUACAAUUGACAAAAAACAAUAAUCCAAUAGUUUGUCACAUUGGUUUUUGUUUGCGUUUAACACUAAAACAGAUUUGAUCCGCAGCGCAAAAGUCACUGUUUUCUUCUUCGGUUCACUUCUCUCUCUUUCUCUCUCUCUCUCUCUCUCUCUCUCUCUCUCUCUCUCACUUGGUCGCUCGGUGUGUUUUUUCCCAUUGAUAAUCAAAGUUCAAAUUAAAUGCGCAUUAAACGGAUGAAAUUGCAAUAAACAUAAAUGUUCAUGUAAAUGGGCACAAACCGAUUCACAGGUCGUAUGACACGUUAUUUUCUCCAUUUUGUUGAAAUUUUCCUCGUAAAAUUCGGUCUUUUGUCAUUGUCAUUGUCGAGAUGGAAGAACAAAACGAGAGAAAAACACACACACAUACAACCAACCAGCAAUCAAAGACAUUCAACCAGAAGAAAACAAAAAAUUUCCCCCGAAACAAAUUUAUAGGUAAACGAAAGAUACACUGCACAAACCAUUCUAGAAUCUUUACGUAUUUUUCAAAUCGAACACUGUCACACACUCACACACACAAAAACUCCACAUUUUUAACACACGUGCAACAACCAAACACAUUUUUUUCCUGCCGUUUUUACAAAACCAAUUUUCAAAGCAAACGAAAAAUCCAAAACAAUAUUUUUUAGACAUGAACUUGACAUGCGAAAUGAUGAUGUUCACAAUUGUAAAAAACAAUAAAACACAAGAACAAAAAAGAAUUAAUGAAAAAAACAAACAUAAUAUACAAAUCAUCUACUAAGUACGAUAACGUAUAUUUAAUGAGCAUUAAAAAAAACGAAAGAAAAAGAAAAAAAACGUAAAAAAAUUACAAAAAACAUAAACUAUUGCAUAUUACUACUAUUAUUACUAUUAUAAUAAUUUAGAUCAUUAUACUAUAAAUCUCUAAAAGAAAAAAGAAGAAGUAAAAUCUUUAUAUUUGAGAAACGAUAGAGAGACAGAGAGAGAGAGAGAGAGAGAGAGAGAGAGAGAGAGAGAGAAACGAAUCAAGUGAGAAAAGAACAUAGAGCAAGUUUAUUGCAUAGAUGAAACAAAACAAUAACAAUUCAAAUAUAAACACAGAACACACACAACUGAUUGACACCUAAAAACAAGAAAGCAAAAAAAAAAUGAAGAAUCAGAAACACAUGAACUACACCAGAAAUCAAGAGUGAAUUAAUACUAUUUAAAUAUAAUUCAAAUGAAUUUGUACAUAAUAAAAUAAAAGUAUAAAUAUGAGCGAAAGAGGAACUAGGAAGAGACAGCACAUAUAACACACACACACAAACACAUACACAAAAAUGAAAGAAAGAAGUAAACACAAAAAAAAUUGAUAUGCGCAUUGCAAAGCGAGUGGUAAAACAGAAAACAAGGAUGAUGAUGAUGAUGAUGUUGACACUAAAAGUGGUGCUUCAGUUGCAGUCUCUGUGAGACAUGCCCAACUAAACUACUACUUUUGAGAACAUCUCUACAACUAUCUGAUAAUUAUGUAAAACAUACAUUUAAUUAAUAAAUAUAUUUAAAUAGAUAAAAAAAAGAAGAAAAGACAAAAAAUGUUUAAUGACUAAAUCGUGCAUAACCCGACAAGUGGAAUAAGUUGAAUGGAAAACAAACCACAUAAAGGACACAACACCGAACACUCACAAAUAAGCAAAUUGUAAGGAAAUAAAAAAAACAACAAGUAUAGUCUAAGACAACCAGGAAAAGUCAUUUAAAUGAAGAGAAAGAGAAAUGAAAAGCAAAAAACUUGCAAAAAUUUAUUUAAACACAACAAAAAAAAAUCGAAAAAAAAAACAAUGAAAAAUUCGAAGUAAACGGGCAAAGAGAUAUUUCAAUGCGCGAAAGUUUCGAGCUCAAAAAACCAACAACAACAAAAAAGAACAUUUUUAGAGAAAAAAAAUGAAACAACACAUACACACACAACAAACAACAACAACAAAAAAUUAUUAUAUUAGACAAGCAGGGUUGAUUUACAUACGGUAGAUUUUGUGGAAUAAGUGUCUGUUUGAAGAAAAAUUAAAUAAAAUUUUGACGACAAGCAAACAAAAUAAAAAUGAGAAUAAAAAACCAUUAUUAAAAAAAAAA